Molecule: messenger RNA, 1528 nt
Organism: Orussus abietinus
Lineage: Eukaryota; Metazoa; Arthropoda; Insecta; Hymenoptera; Orussidae
Gene: Cchl
Product: cytochrome c-type heme lyase
Exons: 4
Coding region: 226-1044 (272 amino acids)
Biological process (GO): cytochrome c-heme linkage
Cellular component (GO): mitochondrion
Molecular function (GO): holocytochrome-c synthase activity
Source: RefSeq, a predicted model, not a curated record
CAAAAUCGGUUUCGAAACAAAAUAGAGAGCUCGGAAUUGAGAUAUUUCAGUUCUCAAACAACAAAAAUGUGUAUUUUACCGUGUUGACUUAAUUGUACUGUGAUAAGAGCAAUAAAUUUGUACAUUAAGAUUCGUCGUUCAAUACUCUAAGUAAUUUCAUCAGUGGUGUACUCCACGCGGACGUCAAUUACAUCAUCGUUUACCAGUCCCUUAACGAAGGAAAGCAUGGGGAAUACGAUAACGAUGGCCACUGUCUCGGCUGCAGACGUCAUUGUCCAAAAUCGUGAUCAUGAAUUACCAAAGACAAAAUAUAUGCACGCUUCUUUUCAAGGAGAGCCUCCAGCCGAAUGUCCUAUGCAUAAGUCUAAAGCUCAACCAGUAACUGGAAAAUCUGCCAGCGAAUGUCCAAUAAAUAAGUCAGACGAGAGUGACAUUAAUCCACUCAAUAUGAUGCCUCCUGCGAAUCAGCUGCCAGCGCCUGAUCAACCUUUCCCGUUGCCUACGGAUAGGCAAGUAUCGACAAUUCCCAAAGCUACGGGUGAAGGAGAAUUUUGGGUAUAUCCUUCUCAGCAAAUGUUCUGGAAUGCCAUGUUAAGGAAAGGAUGGCGCUGGAAAAGUGAUGAUAUAGCACCUAAAGAUAUGGAUGAUAUUAUCAAGAUUCACAAUGCUAAUAACGAGCAGGCAUGGCAAGAAGUACUGAAGUGGGAAGCACUUCAUGCACGUGAAUGUUGUACUCCAAAAUUAAAAAGCUUUGGUGGAAAAGCUACGCAAUAUUCUCCUCGUGCUCGCAUCCGUUACUGGAUGGGGUAUGAAUUACCUUUCGAUCGUCAUGACUGGAUCAUAGACAGAUGUGGGAAGGAUGUUAGAUACGUUAUUGAUUAUUAUGACGGUGGUACAGUAGACAAAAAGUAUACAUUUGCGCUUUUGGAUGUGCGGCCAGCGAUGGACUCUUGGGAGAAUAUUUGGGAUCGCAUGAAAGUUACUUGGUGGAGAUGGAGAUAUAGCAAUGCGUCCAAUGAGCAAUCGGAAGCUGCAAUGCAUUAAAUCUUAAAACUGCUGGUUGGUUUAUACGAAGUGGAGUGUUUUAUUUAUAUUCUUGCAAAUCCAUGUUCAGAUGGGUCAUCUUGAAAUUGGUAAUAAAAUACUCCCUAGGUCUAUAUGUUUGAAACGUACAUUACUUUCGCCCAUCACAGCUCAUUGUAAGUAAAAUUAUAGGCAUAAAUAGUCGACUGGUUAAACAAAGGAAUAAAUACAAUGACAGGUACUAAUAAUGGUAUUAUGUAGUAGUCAUUACACUACAACUUUUAAUUUUUAAGUAGCAGAUGUUAAAAUGUAAAGUAACAUUAUUUAUUUAUUAUCAUAUAUCGCAAUUCCUAUAUGUCAACCAUUUAAAUCAAAUAUCAUAUUUGAGGUUCAAGUAAUCCAGAUUUUACAUCUUAUUGUUAGACUAAAAAUAUAGUUUGAUUAGGUAACACCCAAAGCUGUAACAUAAGAAAAUUGUAAAAAAAAUAAAAAAUUAUUUAUAGAA